UACAUAUUGAACAAGGAACUUCAAGUACCUAUAAUAACGUUAUCAGAUAUAAAUUUACAGAUAAAGACCUUAUAUAACAAUAGGAAACCAAAACAUUUUUACAAAUGUUAAGUGUAUUUUUCAAAAUGAGUUCCUUAUUCAUAGCUCUUUGCUUAGCAACAUAUGCUUUGGCAGAGACUUCUCCCGAUAUCGUCCCUAUUCCCAAUGGAAUAUCCGGGGAUGGUCUCACCACGCGAUACUGGGACUGCUGUAAACCGUCUUGUGGAUGGAGCUACCAAACUAAUCAGAAAAAGGCCGUUCUGACAUGUGACAUUGAUGGAGUGACUCCUGUAAAUGAUAGUGUUCAAUCUGGUUGUGCUGAAGAUUAUAGCGGAAAUGCCUUUACUUGCAACAAUCAACAACCGUGGAUCGUAAAUUCAACUUUAUCAUACGGAUUUGUAGCUGCUUCAUUUACUGGUGGAGUUGAUAACAGCCAUUGCUGCCAUUGCCUUCUCUUGAACUUUAAGGGGGAUCUGGCAGGAAAAUCUCUUCUAGCCCUCAUUACCAAUACUGGAGAACCUUUAGCGCAAAACCAGUUUGAUAUAGAAAUUCCCGGAGGUGGAGUUGGCAUUUACCCGCUUGGGUGUUACAGACAAUGGGGAGCUGACCCAGAACAAGGAUGGGGUGAGGCUUAUGGAGGCAUUUCUACUCAAGAUCAAUGCAGUGAGCUUCCCUCAGCACUUCAACCUGGAUGUAACUGGAGGUGGGACUUUAUGGAAGGAGUUUCCAACCCCAGCGUCUCUUUUUAUCAAGUUGAAUGUCCAAAGGAGUUGAUUGAUAUUGCUCAGUGUGAACGUGAUGAUGAAUAAACUGUAAUGAAUGAUGAAUAACUUGUUUAAAUAAAAUUACAUUUCAAAACU
Anthonomus grandis grandis is the source of this 899-nucleotide messenger RNA. RefSeq names its product endoglucanase-like. The record is from RefSeq and is a predicted model, not a curated record. The coding region runs from base 105 to 848 and encodes 247 amino acids. The transcript has 5 exons. Gene Ontology annotation, molecular function: cellulase activity. Gene Ontology annotation, biological process: carbohydrate metabolic process. NCBI's taxonomy places the organism in Eukaryota, Metazoa, Arthropoda, Insecta, Coleoptera, Curculionidae.